GAGCCUUAGGACCCCCACGCGGUGAACACUCCUCCUUACAGGUGCUCCCGAGUCCCAACCCAAAACUCAUACGUGCAGCAGUACUUUUGGCCGAACCGGGCAUGCGGAGAGCCCUCACUGCUACCCCACCAUGAACCCGGCGAAAACGGUCAACGGCCCGCUGUUCGUUGGUCGCACCUCUUCGUGUUCGAUUUCGGGGGCUGAAUGUUAUACUCUCUCUGGACUCGCGCUCCUUCCUUUACUUUUCUGAACCUCCCCGCUGAACGCCUCAGCCGGCAACGACAACGGCAGGGGAGUAUCUUAUCCGUAAGAGUUUGCCUGAUUCGGCGACCGCAGCUGCUGUGUUCUCCUGCAACCCAUGCGGAUGGGACGGCGAUGCAGCGGUACACAAUACGGCGUGGAAAUGAGCGUGGGGGCAUCCCGCCGCUCGGGCGCGCCUGGGCAGAGUCUGGGGAAAGCGCAGGGCGUGUAGAAGUCGCGGCCCCUCUUCAUGCGUUUCCCAUGCCGGUUCGGCUUACGGAAUUAUUGAACUCGACACCGAACCCCCCUUCCCAAUCAUGCUUCCAGGCAGGCUCUCAAGAGCAGCGCCAAUGUCCUUCUUCUGGUGCGGAUAGGGCGGGUGACCGCGAUCUGAGCAGCAACUCGCUCCUUCACAGUCCACAUGGAAAUCCCAUGUUCCAUUUCCGAAUGAGCCCAGACUCCCGCGAAGGCGGCACGGCAAGAGCACGAGACAUCGCAUCACCUAGAAUCCAUGGAGACGCAACAGGCGCCGCAGCCCCAGACCCGGGCUGCUGGGCCCGGCACAUACAAGCGCGCGAGCCGCAAAGGUGCACCGCGCCGCUUUGCUUGCGACUACCCAGGCUGUGAGAAGCUCUACUCGAGGGCUGAACAUCUCCAACGACACCAGUUGAACCGUGCGAUCAUCCACUAUCCACGCCAU
This is a messenger RNA of Chaetomium strumarium, 940 nucleotides long. RefSeq lists its product as uncharacterized. NCBI's taxonomy places the organism in Eukaryota, Fungi, Ascomycota, Sordariomycetes, Sordariales, Chaetomiaceae. Bases 205 to 867 code for a protein of 220 amino acids. The transcript has a single exon. The record is from RefSeq and is a predicted model, not a curated record.